UUAAUUGUAGUUCUGCGUUCUGCGGUAAGGUGGCUCUAAGUACCAUGUCAAAAUGUUGAUAUGCAUUGUUUUUAAUAUUAGUUACUGAUAUUGUUCAGUAUUAUGAACCCAAUAUGGUAUUUUAGAAUUUAGAAUUAAUAAUAAAUUGACUGUAAAUUUUAUGUAUUUUUCAUACAUAGAAUUUUUUAAUUAGUGCGAAUAAUGUUAUACUUAAUUUAAAAAUGAGUUUUAUUUGUACAAAGCAGCAUAAAUUUGUAAAUAAAAUUAAAACGUUAUUAUCUAAGUCAUCACUGUCAGAUCUUACAUUCGUACCAAAAUGUGAAACAGUGAAAGAUUCAGAUAUAUUAAAGUUAAAAGAAUUUAUUGAUAGCCACAAUGAGAUAUGUAUUUUAACAGGAGCUGGAGUUUCCACAGAAAGUGGAAUUCCUGAUUAUAGAUCUGAAGGUGUUGGACUUUAUGCAAGAAGUAGUCGUAGACCCAUAUUGUAUCAAGAUUUUUGUAAUAGUGCUGUUCUUCGACGACGAUAUUGGGCUAGAAAUUAUGUUGGGUGGCCAAGGUUCUCUUCUGUUAAACCAAAUGUUACUCAUGAAAUAUUAAAAAAAUUAGAAGAUAGAAAAAAAAUAAGGUGCAUUGUUACUCAAAAUGUGGAUAAUUUACAUACAAAAGCAGGUAGUAGGAGAGUCAUUGAAUUACAUGGAACAGCAUUCAAAGUAAUGUGUCUUAAAUGCGAUCAAAGAAUAUGUAGAUAUCAUUUACAAGAUAUUUUAGAUAGACUAAAUCCAAAUAUGACAGCAAGUGCUCAAAUGAUAAGACCUGAUGGAGAUGUAGAUUUAUCACAAGAACAAGUGGAUGGAUUUAUUGUUCCAUCAUGUGAGAAUUGUAAUGGGGUUCUCAAACCAGAUAUCGUAUUUUUUGGAGAUAAUGUACCACGUACAACAGUAGAAAGUGUGAAAUAUAAUGUAGAGCAUUCAGAUUCCUUACUGGUGCUAGGAACCUCAUUAACCACAUUUUCUGGUUAUCGAAUAAUAUUGCAAGCUAACAAUGCUGGAUUACCUAUAGCCAUAGUAAAUAUUGGCAAGACUAGAGCAGACGAUUUUGCAGACAUUAAAAUAGAAGGUAGAUGUGGCGAUGUUCUUUCAAGAAUUUAUAUGAUGAAUAAUCAUUCUGAUGAAAAGACAGAGAGGACCAGUAAUUGUUAACAAUCUGUUUCUAAGAAUGCAAAAAUUAUAUUGAAUAGUGUUAAAUAAAUCUUUAAUAAUUGAUUAAUAAAU
Megachile rotundata (alfalfa leafcutting bee) is the source of this 1271-nucleotide messenger RNA. It is a transcript of the gene Sirt4, whose product is annotated as NAD-dependent protein deacylase Sirt4. The record is from RefSeq and is a predicted model, not a curated record. Gene Ontology annotation, molecular function: histone deacetylase activity, NAD-dependent; NAD+ binding. NCBI's taxonomy places the organism in Eukaryota, Metazoa, Arthropoda, Insecta, Hymenoptera, Megachilidae. Gene Ontology annotation, cellular component: mitochondrial matrix.